Molecule: messenger RNA, 562 nt
Organism: Halteromyces radiatus
Lineage: Eukaryota; Fungi; Mucoromycota; Mucoromycetes; Mucorales; Cunninghamellaceae
Exons: 3
Coding region: 40-447 (135 amino acids)
Molecular function (GO): protein binding
Source: RefSeq, a predicted model, not a curated record
CUGCACUACUAUUUUAUAUUGAAAAAACAAACAAAUACCAUGGCACCAAAUACCCCAUCGCGACCUACGUAUAUUCGCGUUAAACGUGACAAGACGAUUGUCUUUUUAUGUAUCAAGCUUGACGACACCAUCCUCAAUAUUAAAGAAAAACUAGUAACAGCCAUGUCAAUAUCAAAACCUGUGGAAGACUUGCGUUUAUAUCUCGAUACAACUUCCGAACAUCAAACACUCACUGGCCGGGUAUUAGAAGAUCAUCAAACAGCAAAAUCUGCAGAACUUGUCAACGAUGCUUUAGUUUACCUUGUGUAUUUUGAUCACAAUUUGGGUAAAUGGGAAGAUAUUCAUGUAGUAGAAUAUGAAUCCUUGGAUGAUGAAAUAGAAGAAGAUACUACGGACUUGACAGAUGAAUCUACAAAGAAGAAGGAAAAAGGAAAAGGACGUGCAUAACAUCCGGGCUUUUUUUUUGACCCAUAUCUCUCCAUAUCAUAUCAUAGUUUAGAUUAGUUUAGGUCUAUCAAUAUUAUACAAAUAAUAUAAAAUUUUGAACAAUUUUUACAAUUUU